Molecule: messenger RNA, 1920 nt
Organism: Solanum verrucosum
Lineage: Eukaryota; Viridiplantae; Streptophyta; Magnoliopsida; Solanales; Solanaceae
Product: delta(24)-sterol reductase-like
Exons: 3
Coding region: 68-1780 (570 amino acids)
Biological process (GO): steroid metabolic process
Cellular component (GO): cytoplasm; membrane
Molecular function (GO): oxidoreductase activity, acting on the CH-CH group of donors, NAD or NADP as acceptor; FAD binding
Source: RefSeq, a predicted model, not a curated record
CCAUCUCUCAUUCUGGGGAGUACACUCUGCAAUCAAAUUAUCAGUUAUACGUCCUCAAGUUUCCAAGAUGUCGGAUGCUAAGGCCCCCGCGGCCACCGUUCACCCUAGGAGGAAGAUCCAGUUGGUGGACUUUCUUCUUUCGUUCCGAUGGAUCAUUGUUAUCUUUUUUGUCCUUCCAUUCUCGUUCUUGUAUUACUUCUCCAUAUAUCUAGGGGAUUUGAAGUCUGAGAAGAAAUCUUACAAGCAACGCCAGAUGGAACACGAUGAGAAUGUUAAAGAGGUUGUGAAGCGCCUUGGACAGAGGAAUGCAGAAAAGGAUGGUCUUGUCUGCACGGCCAGGCCUCCUUGGGUUGUUGUUGGAAUGAGAAACGUUGACUAUAAACGUGCUCGUCAUUUUGAAGUUGAUCUUUCUAAGUUUAGAAAUAUACUUGAUAUUGACACGGAACGUAUGGUUGCCAAAGUUGAGCCUCUUGUCAAUAUGGGCCAAAUGUCAAGGGUCACUAUUCCAAUGAAUCUUUCCCUUGCAGUUCUUGCUGAGCUUGAUGAUCUUACCGUUGGUGGUUUGAUCAAUGGGUUCGGGGUCGAAGGAAGUUCUCACAUCUUUGGAUUGUUCUCUGACACUGUUGUAGCACUUGAGGUUGUUCUAGCUGAUGGAAAGGUUGUUAGAGCUACAAAGGACAACGAAUAUUCUGAUCUUUUCUACGCUAUUCCGUGGUCUCAAGGGACAUUGGGGCUUCUUGUUUCAGCUGAAAUCAAGCUUAUACCAGUUGAUCAAUACGUAAAACUUACCUACAAACCUGUAAGGGGUAAUCUUAAAGAGCUUGCACAGGCUUAUGCGGAUUCUUUUGCACCUAAAGAUGGAGAUCAGGACAAUCCUUCUAAAGUUCCAGAGAUGGUAGAAGGCAUGAUUUAUGGUCCAACGGAAGGUGUUAUGAUGACCGGUAUGUAUGCUUCGAAGAAAGAAGCCAAACGAAGGGGUAAUGUAAUCAACAAUUAUGGUUGGUGGUUCAAACCAUGGUUUUACCAACACGCUCAAACCGCACUGAAAAGAGGGGAAUUUGUGGAGUACAUCCCAACUAGGGACUACUACCACAGGCACACGAGAUCGUUGUAUUGGGAAGGGAAACUAAUUCUUCCAUUUGGUGAUCAGUUCUGGUUUAGGUUCCUCUUAGGAUGGCUCAUGCCACCAAAGAUUGCUCUGCUCAAAGCCACCCAAAGUGAGGCUAUUAGAAACUAUUACCAUGACCAUCAUGUCAUUCAGGAUCUGCUUGUUCCUCUUUACAAGGUCGGCGAUUGUCUCGAGUGGGUUCACCGCGAGAUGGAGGUAUAUCCCAUUUGGCUCUGCCCACACAGAAUUUACAAGCUGCCUGUGAGACCUAUGAUCUACCCUGAACCAGGAUUUGAGAAACACAAAAGGCAGGGUGACACGGAAUAUGCACAAAUGUACACUGAUGUUGGUGUGUACUAUGUUCCGGGAGCAGUCCUGAGGGGUGAGCCAUUUGAUGGUUCAGAGAAAUGCCGCCAACUUGAGCUUUGGUUGAUAGAAAACCAUGGAUUUCAGGCUCAAUACGCGGUGACUGAGCUGACAGAGAAGAAUUUCUGGAGGAUGUUUGAUAACAGUUUGUACGAGCAAUGCAGAAGGAAGUACAAAGCUAUCGGAACAUUCAUGAGUGUGUACUAUAAAUCGAAGAAAGGAAGGAAGACAGAGAAGGAAGUGCAGGAAGCUGAGCAAGAGAAAGCUGAACAAGAGACUCCUGAAGCUGAUGAACCUGCAAAUUGAUUUCGAAGAAUUUCUCAGACUUUUUAUUAUGAUCAUCCAUCUGUUUAGUUGUUUCUAGUAUGAAUUUUCAUUUUAAAUAACCAGCUACAUUGAAGAACUAUUACUAGUAAGGUCUGCUUGUCUGUUCCAAAUUCAAAUAA